AUGGGUUCAACAGCGCCUCAAGUGCAAAUCAUCGACAAAUCGGAUCAUACAAAACAGUAUGUCGUCACUCUCAGUGAUGCGUACCCCCUACCGUCUUUAGCAAAGGGCAACAUUCGCAUCCGCAGCCGUCUUAUCUCUCUCACUACCAACAACUUCACUUAUGCUCGGCUGGGUCAUGUUCUGGGCUGGUGGAAUGUCUGGCCCGCAAUCCCAUCACUACCAGCGCCGUACGAUGACUCUUCCAAGUACGGUCGCAUCUCGGCUUGGGGCUAUUGUGAGGUAACUGAGAGCCAGAACGACAAGAUUCCUGUUGGGACUCAGCUAUACGGCUACCUCCCCAUUGGAGACUACCCGGAGAUCCUUCAGGUGGCUGUAGAUGAUGAGACUGGUCAUGUUUUGGAGACUACAGAGCGAAGAGCCGGACUUAUGCAUAUAUAUAACCGCUAUCUGCCGUCUCCUCCAGGGGUUGACCCAUUAUCAGCAGACAGGUCAUCCGCGGCGUGGGACUCGGUUGCGCGGCCUCUGGUCGAGACCAGUUACUUGCUGAACCGCUAUGCUUUUGGCUGGGACAAGACAAAGCUUGUCCAUCCAUCGGGUGCUCCAGUACCAUGGACCUCCGAAGACGCAGAUUUGGCAGACGCCGUGGUGGUCUUCUUCGGGGCAUCUGGCAAAACUGCUCUUGGCCUCGCCCACCAGCUCCGCCGAGCAAGGCCUGCUGAACACCAGCCUCGCAAGCUCGUGGCCGUGGGAUCGGCCAAAUCACGAGACUUCACCGAGGGAACUGGUCUGUUUAGCGACGUGUUGCUGUACGAGGAAGUUUCUGGCGGAUCCAGUGCCAACGUUGUCGCCAAGCUGGGGAUCGAUGCCAACACCAAGGUGCUACUGGCCAACUUUGGUGGGCGAGGCACAGCUGAUCAAGAGCUGCAUACUGCCGUGACUCGCGUGUCCAAGAGCGUUGUCACACUCAUGGUGGGCGGCGAUCCGACAGGCAAUGGGUCUGGAUUUGGCAGCAUGCCGAGCGGUGCCGUUGUAUGCAGUGCUUCUGACCUGCGAGAUGCCGCUCUGAAGAUUGAUGGAGCAACGGCAUACUUUGAGAAUUCAGCGCGCGAAUGGAGUCAAUUCAAGGAAGAUGUGGCAGCCAAAGCGAUGAAACUGCAAUGGGGCAAAGGAUUACAGGAAUAUUCACAAGGCUGGGACACGCUGUGCAGUGGGAGCGUCGACCCAACUCUCGGUUUAGUGUAUGAGAUUUAG
This is a messenger RNA of Trichoderma gamsii, 1251 nucleotides long. RefSeq lists its product as hypothetical. The record is from RefSeq and is a predicted model, not a curated record. The coding region runs from base 1 to 1251 and encodes 416 amino acids. Lineage: Eukaryota; Fungi; Ascomycota; Sordariomycetes; Hypocreales; Hypocreaceae. The transcript has a single exon.